UGACAAGCUGUCUAGAAAGUAAAAACAUAAAACAUAACCUAAAUGAUUUGACGAUGGCUAUGUUUAGGGCUUUAGGAAGAAAUAUUCCUUUUUUAAAAGAACAAUUUGGAGCACUCUUAGGCAAUACUAGUACUUCCGUAAAAUUUAUAUGUGGAGUAGUACUUUUAAGUUAUGGGUUAUCCUUCUCAGAUGAAGCUGUCAGAGUGAUAUCUGUUACCCCUGGCUAUUUAAUGCCACCAUCCUUUUGGAUAUGGACGACUUUUACGUUCUGUUUCAUGGAAAUACAUUUUUAUGAAGUGUUAGUGGACAUUGUAACUGUGGGACUUUGUGGGAAGCUGAUAGAACCUUUAUGGGGACAAAUGGAGAUCAUGACUUUCUUUGCUAUAGUUAAUUUGGGUGUAGCUGUAUUGACCACUGCGUUUUACUUUAUUUUAUAUUGUUGCACCUUUAACACAGAGUUUCUGUUUAGUGUACACAUACAUGGAUUAGCUGGAUACAUUGCUGGAGUUUGUGUAACAGUGAAACAGAUCAUGCCUGAUCUAGUUAUAUUGAAGACACCAUUUGGAAAAAUAAGCAAUAGAAAUGUACCAUUAACAGUAUUUUUCUUAUCUGUCGUAGUUAAGCUUAUAGGACUUGUUGAUGGUACUUAUCCAACAAUGUUUUUCAGUGGGAUGAUUGUUAGUUGGGUGUAUCUGAGGUUUUAUCAGAAACAUUCUAAUGGCACCAGAGGAGAUAUGGCAGAUUAUUUUACAUUUGCAAGCUUUUUCCCCAAUGUCAUUCAACCACCAAUUGCAGUUUUAAGUAACGUAAUUCACACGGGUUUGGUUAAAAUAGGAUUAUGUAGAAAGGUAGUUAGAAAGUUUGAUAUGUCCAAUCCAACUGGUGUUACAGUUACAGUCCCUAUUGCAGAUCAGCAUGAUAUGGAAAGACGAAGACAAAUCGCUCUAAAAGCCCUAAGCGAAAGGUUAUCGAAGUCAUACAGCGAUAAACAACCGUUGUUACCACCGAAACAAAGUCCAAAAACGUUACUACCACUUCACGCACCGUCAACAUCGAAACAAAUCCACCAGAGUCCCCAAAUUUUGCCCAAAGCACAAUCUGACAUCAGUCCUCCGAUGAACAUAACCCAAAAAUCAGAUGAGUAACAUUUAAGUCUUAACCUAAAGUAUGUAUAGAAUUGUUACAUUAUUUUGUAAUAUAUGUGAAGUCUUAUUAAGAAAAUAAAGUAUUUAUUGUUCGUAA
Diabrotica balteata is the source of this 1242-nucleotide messenger RNA. NCBI's taxonomy places the organism in Eukaryota, Metazoa, Arthropoda, Insecta, Coleoptera, Chrysomelidae. The record is from the annotation of a GenBank genome assembly.